AUGGCUGCAGAAGUACAAGAGCAUCACAAUACGAAAGAAGUUCGAGAUUGCUCAGACUUUGCUAAAUGCAUGAACAGUGAUCCACGGAAUAUCAACCAUAAAUAUUAUCAGUCAGGGGAUGUGAUCAUAGCUGGCAUUAGUUCACAAAGCUUCAUGUUUUCCAAUCCUCUCAACUUUGAUCGCCAUCCCUCUUCUGAAGUCCUUGAUGAUCUCAUAUUUUUGACUCAGACUUAUCAGCAUAUCUUGGCUCUUGUCUUUGCUGUGAAGGAGAUCAAUGAUGAUACCCAGAUGCUACACAACAUCUCCUUGGGUUUCAACAUUUAUAAUGACUACUUCACUGGAAGCUUAACUUAUCUUGCUUCACUGGAGCUCCUCUCCACUUGGGGCAAGUUCAUUCCAAACUAUAAAUGUGAUGCCCAAAGUACUACUGUGGCUGUGAUUGGGGGACCCGACUCCAAAGCAUGUCUUCUCAUGGCAACCAUUCUGAGCAUCUACAAGUUACCACAGGUUCAGCCUCGUUCUUUGUGUAAUGAACCCUGUCAUAAAGGUCACAGCAAGAUCAAGAAGGAAGGGAAGCCAUUUUGUUGUUACGAUUGCCUUCCAUGCCCAGAAGGAAAAGUGUCAAACUGGACAGAUAUGGAUUCUUGUUACCAGUGUCCAGAGGAUCACUAUCCCAGUAAAGCCCAGGAUCAGUGCAUUCCAAAAGAGAUCAGUUUCCUAUCUUUUCAAGAACCUUUGGGGAUCACCUUGGCCAUUGUUGCUCUUUUAUUUUCUUCCAUCACAGCUCUGGUCCUUGCAGUCUUUGUCCAACACAGGAAUACACCCAUCGUCAAGGCCAAUAACCAGGGCCUCAGCCACACCCUCCUGGCCUCCCUUUUGCUUUCCUUUCUCUGCCCUUUGCUUUUCAUUGGUCGGCCUCAGAUGGCAACCUGUCUCCUUCGCCAAACUGCUUUUGGAAUCAUCUUCUCUCUGGCAGUUUCUUGUGUAGUGGCCAAAACUCUCAUUGUGGUCUUAGCUUUCAUGGCCACUAGGCCAGAUUCUAAGAUGAGGACUUGGAUAGGGAACAAGUUGGCCCUCUUCAUUGUGCCUUCCUGCUCCCUCGUUCAAAUCACUCUUUGCACUGUGUGGCUGGUGAGCUCUGCUCCCUUCCCAGAUCUUGAUAUGUACUCGCUGCCUACAGAAAUGGUUCUGGAAUGCAAUGAAGGCUCUGCUGCCAUGUUUUAUUGUGUCCUGGGUUUCAUUGGCCUCUUGGCCGUGAUCAGCUUUACAGUGGCUUUCCUUGGCAGGAACCUCCCAGACAGUUUCAACGAAGCCAAAUUUAUCACCCUCAGCAUGCUUCUCUUUUGCAGUGUCUGGAUCUCUUUUGUUCCAGCCUACCAGAGCACCAAAGGAAAAUACACGGUGGCUGUGGAGAUCUUCUCCAUUUUAGCCUCAAGUGCUGGAUUAUUGGUCCUCAUUUUCUUCCCCAAACUCUACACCAUCUUGAUAAGACCUGAGUUGAAUAACAGGCAACAACUCAUGAGAAAAACCCUCAUAAAAUGA
Molecule: messenger RNA, 1542 nt
Organism: Pantherophis guttatus
Lineage: Eukaryota; Metazoa; Chordata; Lepidosauria; Squamata; Colubridae
Product: vomeronasal type-2 receptor 26-like
Biological process (GO): G protein-coupled receptor signaling pathway
Cellular component (GO): plasma membrane
Molecular function (GO): G protein-coupled receptor activity
Source: RefSeq, a predicted model, not a curated record